This is a messenger RNA of Phoenix dactylifera (date palm), 2010 nucleotides long. Its product is annotated as NHL domain-containing protein. NCBI's taxonomy places the organism in Eukaryota, Viridiplantae, Streptophyta, Magnoliopsida, Arecales, Arecaceae. Gene Ontology annotation, molecular function: protein binding. The record is from RefSeq and is a predicted model, not a curated record.
AGACCAAGAGCUCUCGAGACUGUAGAGGCCACUUCUGGUGCAUCCUCCACCGUCCGUUUGUCCAUUCUCGGCGCUUCUCCUACCCCGGCAACCCAACAGCGGGGUGUUUAUCAAAGAGCCGAACCUCGCUUUGCCAGCGACUCGCUCAUCUUCGCCGCAUCACUCCGCGCUAAAACCCUCUUUACAGCUAUAUAAUAGAAAGGAAAGGGAUCACUCUCCCGGAAGCCCUUUCUUCUGCCAGAGAAGAAAGAAGAAAGCGCCAUGAAAAGAUCCCUUCUCCUCCUCCUCUUUCUCGCCACCACCCCUCUCCCAUUCAUAGCUCAAGCUUCUCCUACAGCAGGAGCUAUCGUGAAGCACUUGUCUUCCGUUCUUAGAUGGACGAGGGCUUCUCCCAAAACCCCCCAAAACGCUGAUGGGGAUAUUCUGGCCUUCGAGAGCGGGUACUUCGUGGAGACUGUGGUGGACGGGGACAAGCUUGGGGUGGUGCCGCACACCAUUCGGGUCUCGCCGGAAGGGGAGCUCUUCGCUGUGGACUCCAUCAAUAAUAAGAUCGUCCGGAUCACCCCGCCGCUGUCCCAAUAUAGCGGGGCAAGACUGGUUGCUGGGUCAUUUCAGGGAUACUCAGGGCAUGUAGAUGGGAAACCGAGCGAUGCUCGUUUUAAUCAUCCAAAAGGUGUCACUAUGGAUGGCAAGGGAAAUGUGUAUGUUGCUGAUACCUCUAAUUUGGCUGUUCGAAAGAUAGGGGAAGGAGGAGUGACAACUAUUGCUGGAGGGAAAUCAAAUGUGGCAGGAUAUAGAGAUGGACCUAGCGAGGAUGCUAAGUUCUCUACUGAUUUUGAUGUGGUUUAUGUUGGAAAGACCUGUUCUCUAUUGGUUGUCGACAGAGGCAACGCUGCUCUUCGCCAAAUUUCUCUUCAGCAGGAAGACUGUGAUUACCAGUAUAGCUCCAUUUCACCUUCAGAUAUCGCCAUGGUCAUUGGUGCAGUGUUGGCAGGAUAUGUUUCAUGCUUGCUGCAGCAUGGAUUUGGUCCUAUCUUCCAGAAGAAGCAAGCCUCAAAUCAGUGCGAACAGCAAGAUAGCAGCAUUGCAGAGAAGCCUGCUCUGAUUGUAGAAAGCUUAAAAGAGGAUCCUGUUGCUGGAUGGCCAUCCUUUGGAAGGCUUAUUUCUGACCUAUUUAAAUUUGGUAUUGAAGGAAUCGGUAAUUUGCUUCUCAACCUCAUUCCGCUCAGUUUCAGACAUGGCAGAGCCAAGGUAGGCCGCACUCGCCUCAAAGAGAGUCUUGUAAUGCCUGAGGACAAAGCAGAGCCACCCCUGGUGCAGAAGCAAAAGAACCCUUCACCUAUGUCGGAGACACUGCAUGCCCCGAACGUUAUUGGCGAUUCACCACCGAAGCCCCAGAAGAGCAGCAAACCACCAAAAUUCAAGGAUCCCUCUGGCAAGCAUAGGUCCUCAAAGAGGCAAGACUUCGCAGAAUUCUAUGGUUCAGGAGAGUCUCCUCAACUUAGCUCAAAAAGCCAAAAAGAUCGGGUCCGGCACCGUCACCGUGAUAAGACUGGGGAGGUUUUCGGAGCUGUGGGGCCAGAGCCAAAAUCAGUUGAGAUGAAGCCGGUGGACUACGGCGAGCCCAAGUUUGAUCAUUACAACAUCAGGGGCAAGUAUGGUUCAGACAACGCCUACCGCUACUGAAUGAUGUAAUUAUAAGCAUGUCACUGGUAUCCUGCAAUUACUUGUCUUGCUUACUGUUCUCUUGGUUAAUAUACAGUGGGUAUAUCCAGUGCAGUUCAGAGAUGUCAUGGCCAUGGAGUACUCAGAUUAAUGCUCAUGACUAUAUGCUUUUAUCUUUUUCGAUGUUUUCUUUUUCUCCUCCUUCCAUAAGGAUACUGUUGGUUGAACUGGUAGUUUGAAGAGGUUCUAUGAAAUGAUGUGUAGCACUUGUAUUUUGUAGUUUUUGGAUUCCCAUAUUUUCUGGGAACUCUCUGAUAGACCAAUCCAUUUGCUCAUGAAUCUGUU